AUGUCAUCCACGCCCCCCAACCUCCUCGCCUCUUCCAAACACACCACCCCAAUCCACCUGUACCAACCGACGCUCAAGGCCGUGCCGUCGGCCAUUUCCGCCCUGCUGGCCGAAUACUCGGGCAUCGCGCCCGCCGAGCAAAAGGAACACAUCACCACCGUGCGCGACCGCGCCUACGCCUCGUACCCGUACCCGUGUCUGGGUCGUUGGCGGUUCUUGGAACUCGAUCUGGCUAGCCAUCCGCUAUAUGGGAGUGAGAUAUUGCCGGCGUUGGCCAACACCAACACUGCCCACGACUCCAACGAUGACACCAACAAUGACACCAACGACGGCAAUGACAAUGACAAUGACAUUGACGAUGACUGGAUCUUUCUCGACUUAGGCUGCUGUCUCGGCCAAGACCUCCGCAAACUCAUCUACGACGGCGCCGACGUGCGUCGACUCUACGGAGCCGACCUGAACCCGGAAUUCAUCGAUAUCGGCUACACGCUCUUCGGCGACCAGGACAGGUUCUCGCGCAACGCCCACUUCAUCGCCCCCGCGGACGUGUUUGAUUUCUCCGAAACCAGCGAGCUCAGCCGCCGUUGCGACGGCCGCGUCGCCAUCCUGCACUGCACGGCGGUGUUUCAUCUGUUCGGGCUGGAUGAGCAGAAGGUCCUGGCGCGGCGGUGUUUGAGGUUGUUGAAAUCGAGAUCGAAAUGGAGAACCACUGCCAGUGCCAGUGCCGCUAUUCCAACCCAGAACCAGAACCACCCACGACGUGCCCUGAUCCUCGGCGCACAGACGGCCAACGUCCGCGCCGGAGACUAUCCACGCAGCCGAAGCGGCCGCAUGCGGUACCGCCACAACGAGCAUAGCUGGCGCCAGUUCUGGGAGGAGGCGGUGGCCGAAGACGGCUGGAGGGAUCGAAUUGCAUCCGUUGAUGUGCAGUCCGUGCUGGUGGAGAGGACGUUUGGGGAUUCGGACGGGAAGGGGGGUGGUGGUGGUGCUGAUGCCGAUGCUGGUGCUGAUGCUGGUGGUGCUGAUGCUGAACCAAACAAUACGCAGGCCCAGAUAGGCAAGGUCGAAGAGGGGUUCAGAUGGAUGAAGUGGUGGGUUUGGAUUGAUUUUGUCUAG
Molecule: messenger RNA, 1116 nt
Organism: Capronia epimyces CBS 606.96
Lineage: Eukaryota; Fungi; Ascomycota; Eurotiomycetes; Chaetothyriales; Herpotrichiellaceae
Exons: 1
Coding region: 1-1116 (371 amino acids)
Source: RefSeq, a predicted model, not a curated record